Molecule: messenger RNA, 930 nt
Organism: Merops nubicus (carmine bee-eater)
Lineage: Eukaryota; Metazoa; Chordata; Aves; Coraciiformes; Meropidae
Gene: TMBIM1
Product: transmembrane BAX inhibitor motif containing 1
Exons: 11
Coding region: 1-930 (309 amino acids)
Biological process (GO): negative regulation of apoptotic signaling pathway
Cellular component (GO): endoplasmic reticulum; membrane; Golgi apparatus
Source: RefSeq, a predicted model, not a curated record
AUGGCGCAGCCCAGCGCACCUCCCCCCUACGAUGACAAGAACCCCCUCUACCCACCGCCACCGGGGGGAUACCCCCAGCCCCCCCACUUUGGUGGGGCGUACCCACAGCCUGGGGGUUACCCUGCAGCAGGGGGGUACGUGCAGCCAGGGGGGUACCCAGCAGCAGGGGGGUACCCCCAGCCGGGGAUGGCCAUGCCCACCAUGCCUAUUCGGUUCAGUGACGAUGGCAUGGGAGGUGGCUCCCCCUUCCAAUCAGCCGACUGGGAUGACAGGAAGGUCCGGCACACGUUCAUCCGCAAGGUCUAUGCCAUUAUCUCCCUGCAGCUGCUGGUGACAGCGGGGAUCAUUGCUAUGUUCACCUUUGUCUCCCCUGUUCGCUCCUUUGUCCAGAGGAAUGUCGCCAUCUACUACGCCUCAUAUGCUGUGUUCCUGGUGACCUACCUGGUGCUGGCCUGCUGCCAGGGUCCCCGGAGACGCUUCCCCUGGAACAUCAUCCUGCUGAGCAUCUUUACGCUGGCCAUGGGGCUGAUGACGGGAACUAUUGCUAGCAUGUACCAGACCAAAGCCGUCCUCAUCGCCAUGCUCAUCACCGCUAUUGUGGCCAUCAUUGUCACCAUCUUCUGCUUCCAGACUAAGGUUGAUUUUACAUCGUGUCCAGGGCUUUUCUGUGUGCUCGGCAUCGUGCUCAUGGUGACUGGGAUUGUCACCGCUAUUGUCCUCUCCUUCAAAUAUGUCCCCUGGCUCCACAUGCUGUAUGCAGCCAUUGGUGCUAUCGCCUUCACCCUGUUCCUUGCCUAUGACACCCAACUUGUACUGGGGAACAGGAAGAACACGCUGAACCCUGAGGAGUACGUCUAUGGUGCCCUCACCAUCUACACUGACAUUGUCUACAUCUUCACCUUCAUCCUGCAGAUUGUGGGUCGGGACUAG